AUGAUGAACCGGGAAGCCGCGAAGUUGGGCCUCCAGGCACGGUAUGGCCUUGCCCAGUACAACGAGCUCGUACGCUGCACUGUGGCCUCUGCUGGCAACGACCAUCGCCUGGGUGCGCAGGAGGCGCCUCCAGCCAUCAUCUCACUCUACCCGGGCCAGGGCUUCGAGAAGUACGUGGACGAGGUCAUCAAGGGUGCAGAGCUCACGGGGUACAAGGCGGAGAAGAAGAAGCAGCCUACUGGUGCCUCCCAGCCCAUGUCCGUGGAGGCCAACGUCGAGGAUCGGAAUCGCACGGCGCCCUUCCCAUUCUGCGGCAACCGCUUUGAGUUCCGCGCUGUUGGUUCCUCUCAGAACUGCUGCUUGCCCAUCAUGGUCUGCAAUGCCAUCAUGGCUGCCGGCAUGUCGCAGCUUGCGGACCUUAUCGAGGGUGGGCUUAGCCACAGGGACGCGGUUGCCAAGAUGUUCAAGGAGAACAAGCACGUGAUCUUCACGGGCAAUGGGUACUCUGACGAAUGGAAGACCGAAGCCGGGAAGCGAGGACUGCCAAACCUGAACACGACGCCAAAGGCCUUGGCAACCUGGAGCAGCGACAAGAACAAGGCCCUCUUCGAAAAGCUGAAGAUCUACAGCAAGGAGGAGACGUCUGCACGACAGGAGGUGAUGUAUGAGAACUACGUCACCUGCCUGAGCAUCGAAGUUCAGACGAUGAUUCAGAUGGUCGAGACGGCCAUUCUGCCCGCCUGUGUCAAGGACCUCAAAAAGACGGAGACCCUGCCCAACAAGAAGUACGCUCCUCCGAGGAAGGCAGCGUACGAGGCCAUCGCAGACGAGCUAGAGAAGCUUCGGGUCACCUUCGACAAGAUGCCGCACGGCGCCCUGGACAAGGAGUCCACGUACCUCUGUGACACGGUCAAGCCUCGCAUGGUGGCCUUGAGACAGGCAGUGGACAAGGCAGAGUCUCUGAUGGAGAAAGGCAGCUAUCCUUUCCCGACGUACGAAGAGCUCCUCUACUCCCACCACUUCGAUGAGAGCUUUGACAAGUGA
Symbiodinium sp. CCMP2592 is the source of this 1044-nucleotide messenger RNA. NCBI's taxonomy places the organism in Eukaryota, Dinophyceae, Suessiales, Symbiodiniaceae. The record is from the annotation of a GenBank genome assembly.